AUGAAGGCUGUUCGUAACCUGCUGAUUUAUAUAUUUUCCACCUAUCUCCUGGUUAUGUUUGGAUUUAAUGCUGCCCAAGACUUCUGGUGUUCAACUUUGGUGAAGGGAGUCAUUUAUGGAUCCUAUUCUGUAAGUGAAAUGUUUCCCAAAAACUUUACAAACUGCACUUGGACGCUGGAAAAUCCAGAUCCAACCAAAUAUAGCAUUUACCUGAAAUUUUCCAAAAAAGACCUUAGCUGCUCUAACUUUUCCCUUCUGGCUUAUCAGUUUGAUCAUUUUUCCCAUGAAAAAAUAAAGGAUCUUUUGAGAAAGAACCAUUCAAUAAUGCAACUCUGCAGUUCCAAGAAUGCUUUUGUUUUUCUACAGUAUGAUAAAAAUUUUAUUCAGAUACGUCGAGUAUUUCCAACUGAUUUUCCAGGAUUACAGAAAAAGGGCGAAGAAGAUCAGAAAUCUUUUUUUGAGUUUUUGGUACUGAACAAGGUGAGCCCAAGCCAGUUUGGCUGCCAUGUCUUAUGCACUUGGUUGGAGAGUUGCUUAAAAUCAGAAAAUGGGAGAACAGAGGCUUGUGGAAUCAUGUACACAAAGUGCACCUGCCCUCAGCAUUUGGGAGAGUGGGGAAUUGAUGACCAGUCGCUGGUUUUGUUGAAUAACGUCGUGUUACCCCUGAAUGAGCAGACGGAGGGCUGCCUGACUCAGGAGCUGCAAACUACUCAGGUCUGCAAUCUGACCAGGGAGGCUAAAAGACCACCCAAAGAAGAAUUUGGAAUGAUGGGAGAUCAUACAAUUAAAAGUCAGCGACCUCGAUCUGUCCAUGAGAAAAGGGUCCCUCAGGAACAAGCUGAUGCUGCUAAAUUUAUGGCACAAACUGGUGAAUCUGGUGUGGAAGAGUGGUCCCAGUGGAGCACAUGCUCAGUUACUUGUGGUCAAGGGUCGCAGGUGCGAACCAGAACUUGUGUAUCACCUUACGGGACACACUGCAGCGGCCCAUUAAGAGAAUCAAGGGUUUGCAAUAACACUGCCCUCUGUCCAGUACAUGGAGUUUGGGAGGAAUGGUCACCUUGGAGCUUAUGCUCGUUUACAUGUGGCCGAGGCCAAAGAACACGAACCAGGUCAUGCACACCUCCUCAGUAUGGAGGGAGGCCCUGUGAAGGCCCGGAGACGCAUCACAAGCCCUGUAAUAUUGCUCUCUGUCCAGUUGACGGACAGUGGCAGGAAUGGAGUUCAUGGAGCCACUGCUCGGUGACAUGUUCCAAUGGAACCCAGCAGAGGAGCCGACAAUGCACGGCAGCUGCUCACGGAGGCUCUGAGUGCAGAGGACCAUGGGCAGAAAGCAGAGAGUGCUACAACCCCGAAUGUACAGCCAAUGGUCAAUGGAAUCAGUGGGGUCACUGGAGCGGAUGUUCCAAGUCCUGUGAUGGAGGCUGGGAGAGGAGAGUGAGGACGUGUCAGGGUGCAGCUUUAACAGGACAGCAGUGUGAAGGAACAGGGGAGGAAGUGAGACGGUGCAGUGAGCAGCGGUGCCCAGCACCUUAUGAAAUAUGCCCAGAGGAUUAUCUGAUAUCCAUGGUGUGGAAAAGAACUCCCGCAGGAGACCUGGCAUUCAAUCAAUGUCCACUGAAUGCCACAGGCACCACUAGCAGACGCUGCUCUCUCAGUCUUCAUGGAGUGGCCUUCUGGGAACAGCCGAGCUUUGCAAGAUGCAUAUCCAAUGAGUACAGACACUUGCAGCAUUCAAUUAAAGAGCACCUUGCAAAGGGGCAGCGGAUGCUGGCAGGUGAUGGAAUGUCCCAGGUCACCAAGACGCUGUUGGAUUUGACGCAGAGGAAGAAUUUCUAUGCAGGUGAUCUUCUAGUGUCUGUGGAAAUCCUCAGAAACGUGACAGAUACAUUUAAAAGGGCAAGUUACAUCCCUGCAUCGGAUGGUGUCCAGAACUUCUUUCAAAUAGUUAGCAACCUUCUAGAUGAAGAAAACAAGGAGAAGUGGGAAGAUGCCCAGCAGAUUUAUCCAGGCUCAAUAGAGUUAAUGCAGGUGAUUGAAGAUUUUAUACACAUUGUUGGAUUGGGGAUGAUGGACUUUCAAAACUCAUACCUAAUGACUGGAAAUGUAGUGGCUAGUAUUCAGAAGCUUCCUGCAGCCUCUGUCCUAACAGACAUCAACUUCCCGAUGAAGGGUCGGAAAGGAAUGGUGGACUGGGCAAGAAAUUCAGAAGAUCGAGUCGUUAUCCCAAAAAGCAUUUUUACUCCUGUGUCAUCAAAAGAACUGGAUGAGUCGUCUGUAUUCGUUCUUGGAGCAGUCCUGUAUAAAAACUUAGACCUCAUUUUACCCACUUUGAGAAAUUAUACUGUCGUUAAUUCUAAAAUCAUCGUGGUCACAAUCAGGCCUGAACCCAAAACAACUGAUUCAUUUUUGGAGAUAGAGCUAGCUCACUUGGCGAAUGGCACUUUGAAUCCCUAUUGUGUGUUAUGGGAUGACUCAAAAUCGAACGAGUCUUUGGGAACGUGGUCCACCCAGGGAUGUAAAACUGUGCUUACCGAUGCAUCCCAUACGAAAUGCUUAUGUGAUCGGCUCUCUACCUUCGCCAUUUUGGCUCAGCAACCUAGAGAAAUAGUCAUGGAAUCUUCUGGGACCCCUUCAGUAACUCUCAUAGUAGGCAGUGGCCUCUCCUGCCUGGCCUUGAUCACCUUGGCAGUUGUCUAUGCAGCGCUAUGGAGGUACAUCCGCUCUGAGAGGUCCAUAAUUUUAAUUAACUUCUGCCUGUCUAUCAUCUCAUCCAAUAUUCUCAUACUCGUUGGACAGACCCAGACGCACAAUAAGAGCAUCUGCACGACCACCACUGCAUUCUUGCAUUUUUUCUUCCUGGCUUCAUUCUGUUGGGUUUUGACAGAAGCGUGGCAGUCAUAUAUGGCUGUAACUGGAAAAAUCAGGACACGGCUUAUACGGAAACGCUUUCUGUGCCUUGGAUGGGGACUGCCAGCUUUAGUAGUAGCCACAUCUGUAGGCUUCACCAGGACAAAGGGAUACGGCACGGAUCACUACUGCUGGCUGUCGCUUGAAGGAGGACUGCUCUACGCCUUCGUUGGACCUGCAGCCGCUGUUGUCCUGGUCAACAUGGUGAUUGGCAUUUUGGUAUUUAAUAAACUUGUUUCCAGAGAUGGAAUCCUAGAUAAAAAGCUCAAACACAGAGCCGGUCAGAUGAGUGAGCCUCAUAGCGGUUUGACGCUCAAAUGUGCCAAGUGUGGAGUAGUUUCUACAACAGCUUUGUCAGCCACCACCGCCAGUAACGCCAUGGCCUCCCUCUGGAGCUCCUGCGUAGUGCUGCCCCUUCUGGCUCUGACAUGGAUGUCUGCAGUUCUGGCCAUGACAGACAAACGUUCCAUAUUGUUCCAAAUCCUUUUUGCUGUGUUUGAUUCGUUACAAGGCUUCGUGAUAGUCAUGGUCCAUUGCAUUCUUCGGAGAGAGGUACAAGAUGCAUUUAGAUGCCGGUUGAGAAACUGUCAGGAUCCGAUCAAUGCUGAUUCUUCAAGUUCUUUUCCUAAUGGACAAGCUCAAAUCAUGACAGACUUUGAAAAGGAUGUAGACAUUGCUUGUCGAUCAGUGCUCCAUAAGGAUAUUGGUCCUUGCCGAGCAGCAACAAUAACAGGAACACUCUCCAGGAUCUCUCUAAACGACGACGAGGAAGAAAAGGGAACGAACCCCGAAGGGCUGAGCUAUUCAACAUUGCCUGGGAACGUCAUUUCCAAAGUCAUCAUCCAGCAGCCCACAGGCCUGCACAUGCCCAUGAGUAUGAAUGAGCUGAGCAGUCAGUGUCUGAAGAAAGAGAACAAUGAAUUGCGGAGAACUGUGUACUUAUGCACGGAUGACAAUUUAAGAGGGGCUGAUAUGGACAUAGUCCACCCUCAAGAGAGAAUGAUGGAAAGUGACUAUAUCGUGAUGCCUCGAAGCUCUGUAAAUACUCAGCCAGCAAUGAAAGAGGAAAGCAAGAUGAAUAUUGGCAUGGAAACCUUGCCGCAUGAAAGGCUAUUGCACUACAAAGUGAAUCCUGAAUUCAGUAUGAAUCCCCCUGUCAUGGACCAGUUCAAUAUGAACUUAGAUCAGCAUCUUGCACCCCAGGAACAUAUGCAGAGUUUACCCUUUGAGCCUCGCACGGCUGUUAAGAAUUUCAUGGCCUCCGAGUUGGAUGAUAACGCAGGACUGUCAAGAAGCGAAACUGGAUCUACGAUAUCCAUGAGUUCUCUAGAGAGAAGAAAAUCACGGUAUUCCGACCUUGACUUUGAGAAGGUCAUGCACACGAGGAAGAGACACAUGGAGUUGUUUCAGGAACUCAAUCAGAAGUUUCAGACUUUGGACAGAUUUCGGGACAUACCAAAUACAAGCAGUAUGGAGAACCCUGCAGCAAACAAGAACCCAUGGGACACUUUCAAGGCCCCCAGCGAAUACCCACAUUACACCACAAUCAAUGUCUUAGACUCGGAGGCAAAGGAUGCUCUGGAGCUGAGGCCUGCGGAGUGGGAGAAAUGUCUGAAUUUGCCUCUGGACGUGCAAGAGGGUGACUUUCAAACCGAAGUGUAACACAAUCAAAGCGCACUGAGGUGGAGACACAAUCAGAUACACUGACACUGAGACUUGGGAAGCCUGACAUUUCCACCAGGACAGUGUGACUCCUCUCUGUCAGGACCUUCCUGUGCCCACAUCAGUGUUUCCGUAUGGUAAUUUCUCACUGGUCAGGCUAGUGGAGAGACGGCCAAGUGUACAGUUCUCACCACCCCGUGUUGUAAGUACCCGUGGAAUGGAUUUGUAAGGCAAUCUUUAUAGAUAAACCUCAAGCAACGAUUCAUGUUGUAACAGCUUCAUGUGGUUUAGUUUUCAGAAAACUUCACCAUGAAGCACAAUGUAUAUAUUUAUGCAGUUUUUAAAGUUUAUAACAGUCUGUUUGGCCAUUACUACACUUUUUACUUUAUAAUAUAAAAGCAAAAGUUUUUGUCAUUAAAUGAAUGUUUGUUGAGCUACAUUCUUCAUUGCUUUAAAUGCA
This is a messenger RNA of Alexandromys fortis (reed vole), 5029 nucleotides long. It is a transcript of the gene Adgrb3, whose product is annotated as adhesion G protein-coupled receptor B3. Lineage: Eukaryota; Metazoa; Chordata; Mammalia; Rodentia; Cricetidae. Gene Ontology annotation, molecular function: G protein-coupled receptor activity. Bases 1 to 4569 code for a protein of 1522 amino acids. Gene Ontology annotation, cellular component: synaptic cleft; postsynapse; plasma membrane. Gene Ontology annotation, biological process: cell surface receptor signaling pathway; negative regulation of angiogenesis; neuron remodeling. The record is from RefSeq and is a predicted model, not a curated record. The transcript has 30 exons.